CGCAAGACGGCCCGCGAAGCCCUGACUGGAUUCACUUAAAAGAAAACUGCGAUUGAAUUUGUUACAGAGUCGUAACAUAGGGAAGACGUGCUGGGGGCACGGAGUGUUUUGGUUCUGCUCGUAUCUAGUUUUUUUUAGCGACUGGGUCCUACUUUCUCUUCGUUUUUGUGUAUCUGCGAAACUCAGAAAGUUAUACGAAAUGUCUGGCAACCUCAGGCCAAGGCUGUGCGUUUUAGAUAAAGGGGACAAUGGAUACGGUUUCCAUCUCCACGGCGAAAAGGGCAAGCUCGGUCAGUUCGUACGGCAUGUGGAGCCCGACUCCCCGGCCGCCGCCGCGGGUCUGCUGGCCGGUGACAGACUGGUGUUCGUGAACGGGGAGAGUGUUGAGGACGAGAAGCAUCAACAGGUGGUGUCCCGCAUACGAGAAGUUACGGGGAAACUCGAACUCAUCGUGGUAGAUGCAGAGACCGCAACACUGCUUCAGAAGCAUAACUUGAAGUGCAAGAAGGAAUAUGUGACUGAUGGGAUACCGAUCCCGAGCAGCGCUGGAUUUGACCACGAAGAUGAGGUGAAGUACGGGGCGCCACGGGAAUCGACCCCCGUCCCGGAGACAAACGGAAGCAUAAGUUUUGAGAGACUGAGCGUGAGCUCCAAGGAAUCAAAGACCGAGUUGCGUCCACGUCUUUGUCACAUGAAGAAGGGUGCCACUGGAUACGGCUUUAACCUGCACACAGAAAAAUCUAAACCCGGCCAGUACAUCAGGGCGGUGGAUGAGGACUCCCCAGCAGAGAAAUCUGGACUUCGACCUCAAGAUAAAAUAGUGCAGGUGAAUGGUGUUGCUGUGUAUGGGAUACAGCAUUCAGAUGUGGUGGCGGCCAUUAAAGCAGGAGGGGAUGAGACCACACUACUGGUGGUGGAUCCUGAGGCAGAUGCCUUCUUCGCCAGCUGUCAGGUCCUGCCCACUGAGAAUCAUCUCACAGGUCCACUCCCAGAACCUGUUGUCAGCCGUGAUACAGAUGAUCAGGUGAAUGGAAGGGCAGCACAGGAGGAAAAGCCUAAAGUAUCAAUGAGUCUCUCAAACUCUAGCACCACUUCCAACACAUCUGCUUCUGCAGUUCCAACCAGUACUCCACCUCCAGAGGAGAAACAAAAAAGGAUAUCUUCAAAUGAAGAUCCAGGAUUAUCUCUGAACAUGUCUCUUCAGCAGGUCAAGGAACAAGCUCAUAAGAAACGCUCCAACAAAAGAGCUCCAGCAAUGGACUGGAGCAAAAGAAACGAGCUCUUCAGCAACCUCUGAGUCUUUUUUGUGCCUCCCCUCUUUUUCAUUCUACCAGUCUCCUUUAGUUCUUUUGAUCAUGUUUUUCUUUGCUUCCUCUCCCCUCUGGAAUUCUUCUCUUGUGCUUCUUCUGUACAUCAUGCCUCUUUCUUCUCGUCCGUCCUCGCUAUCAGUUGUUCCUCUUCGCUUGUACACUUGCACACAAUUAGAAACCUCUUUCACAUAUUUUUUUUAACCAGUGUUAUUUUGCCACUGUGAUUUCUGACUCUGUUGAUUAUAAUGAAGUAAUUUGUUUAGCAUUUUUGUUUCGCAACUUUUGUCAACUUCAUUUACCUCUAUAUCACUGAUAUAAAACUUCAUCAUAAGAUUUAAAGGGUUAGCUCAUGCAAAAAUGAAAAUUCUGUCAUCAUUUAGUCAUGUUCCAAACCCACACGAGAAAUUGCGCUGCUCUUUCAAUUACAAUUUAAGAGGCUGUCAGUGCUCCAAAG
This is a messenger RNA of Myxocyprinus asiaticus (Chinese sucker), 1764 nucleotides long. RefSeq names its product Na(+)/H(+) exchange regulatory cofactor NHE-RF1-like. Lineage: Eukaryota; Metazoa; Chordata; Actinopteri; Cypriniformes; Catostomidae. Gene Ontology annotation, molecular function: protein-membrane adaptor activity; signaling receptor binding. Bases 200 to 1297 code for a protein of 365 amino acids. The record is from RefSeq and is a predicted model, not a curated record. Gene Ontology annotation, cellular component: apical plasma membrane. The transcript has 6 exons. Gene Ontology annotation, biological process: protein localization to plasma membrane.